Molecule: messenger RNA, 642 nt
Organism: Annulohypoxylon maeteangense
Lineage: Eukaryota; Fungi; Ascomycota; Sordariomycetes; Xylariales; Hypoxylaceae
Product: dihydrofolate reductase-like domain-containing protein
Exons: 1
Coding region: 1-642 (213 amino acids)
Biological process (GO): folic acid metabolic process; tetrahydrofolate biosynthetic process; glycine biosynthetic process
Cellular component (GO): mitochondrion
Molecular function (GO): NADP binding; dihydrofolate reductase activity
Source: RefSeq, a predicted model, not a curated record
AUGCUUCACCCGGAGCUCACCCUCAUCGUGGCUGCAACCCGUAAUAUGGGCAUCGGUCUUAAUGGCACCCUGCCUUGGACGGGUUUAAAAAAAGAGAUGGCUUAUUUUGCACGUGUAACCAAGCGUGUACCUACGUCGUCAUCUCCUACCAGCACUACAGCCACAAACGCCGUCAUCAUGGGUCGCAAGACAUGGGAUAGCAUACCACCAAAAUUUCGGCCGUUGAAGGGGCGCCUCAACAUCGUCGUUAGUCGCUCGCAUCCCAACGAUUCACCCACACAACAGGGAGAAGGAGAAGUACAGAUUGAAGGGCCAGUAAGAGUAAAGUCUCUAGAGGAUGCUCUCACUUACCUUAAAUCCGCAUCCAACGCGGGAAAAGCCUUCGUCAUUGGUGGGGCACAGAUCUACGAUGCGGCGCUGAAGCUGCCAGCUGCAAAGCGUGUGCUAUUGACGCAGAUCCAAUCGGCAGGAUUUGAGUGCGAUACGUUCUUCCCGCUAGAGCUAGAUGAGCAAAGUACAAAUGGCUGGGUGAAAAAGUCUAAGGACGAACUCGAUGUGUGGACGGGAGAGACGGUACCGGAGGGCGUUCAAGAAGAGAAUGGGACGAGGUAUGAGUUUCAAUUGUGGGAGAGGGCUGGUUGA